AAAUAUUUUUUGCGCUAUCGCCGCUUCUUUUCCUGGCUGGCUGGCAGCAGUCUUGCGAAGACAACCGGCAGAUAGAGACGACACCCAUCACAUAAAUAAAUAUCCGUUGAAAUCGUAGCAAUAUCGGGACCUACAUAAAGCAACAUCAAGCAUACGCAGUGUUGGCCCCGCGGAAAAUGUCGCAUCGCGUGUUAUGAAAAUAUUUGCCAGCGAUCUGUUUAUUGUGAUAAUUACAAGUAACGUUUGAAAGCGGAAUCAUGCUGUUCGAUCGAUAUGUCAUAUCAGGCUCCGGAGGCGACGACUUCGAUCCAAGUGCAAGUGUAGCGCGCCACCAUCAUCACCUCCAUCACCUGGAUCUGAGUGCCAGGAGUCAGGGCUUCAAUCCGCUGUCUGAACAAAUCGAGGAUUCAUUCGCUGCCCGCCAUCACUUACCGCAGCAGGAUCCCGUGGAAGGAUCUCCGCCGAGGCGGGAUCAUCUUGAUAUACAGGAUCAGGAGCUCCUUCACCAUCCAAAUCACUUCCACCAGCAGAACCAGCGACAACAGCCACCGCCUCCCACGUUGCCACUGUCCGUGGAAUCCUCCUCCGCCGCCGCCGACGGCAUGGAUGCCUUCUUCAAGGACCGCGCCCAGGCGGAGCACAUCCUGCAGGAGUGGGUGCGAAGGCGCGAACCAGUCUGUGAGCUGGACAUCCGUGAUAGUGGUGGCGUCUACGCCAAGACGCCGCUCCAGAGGGGCACUCGCUACGGACCCUUUCCCAUGAAGCUCAGCCACCAACCCAAUGAUCCUCAGCUGGCCUGGAAGGCCCAUAGUAGACACUAUAAUGGAUGGCUAGAGCCCACAGAAGAUGUGUCCACGUGGUUGAAAAAAAUCCGAAGCGUUCAGGACGAUUGUAUAGGCGAGGCUAAUUUACAGAGUUACAUUAAUGCUGGUUAUCUGUGGUACGAGACGAAUCGGUACGUGAAUGCUGGCAGUGAAAUGGUCGUCGACGGGCGGCCCAAGAGUCCUGUUCAACUGAACGAGGACUUCAUGAACGGCGGCAAGGUCCUGGCAGCAGCCGCAGCAGCAGCCGCCGCAGUGGUAGCCGCCUCCUCCUCGGGAGCAAAGAGCGGCGGUGGGGGCAGCUCCGCGCCCAGCGAUGAUCGCAGCGAUCGUGAUAAUGGCUCCCUGUACAGUGGCGACGAAUUCUCCAAGGAUAAGAAAAACUCCUCGCUAAUCAGAGAGGGCGACAUCGAUUUCACAGACGACGAAAACGGUUUCGAUAUACGCUGUGAGGUCUGUGAUAAAGUCUAUCCGGAUUUGGAUCUCUUGGACGAUCAUCUGAUAGGCGCUCACCAUUUCAAGCAGGACGAAUUCCCCUGCAAGCAAUGCGCUCUGCGAUUUUGCCAUCGUCCUUUGCUGAUUAAACACGAAGCUAUCUCCCACAAUAACAUACGCAAAUAUUCCUGCGAAAAUUGCAGCAAGGUAUUUUGUGACCCCUCGAAUCUACAGCGGCAUAUUCGCGCCUACCACGUCGGAGCUCGCUGUCAUCCGUGUCCGGAGUGCGGGAAAACGUUCGGAACCUCGUCGGGCCUGAAGCAGCACCAGCACAUCCACAGCUCCGUGAAGCCCUUCGCCUGCGAGGUGUGCUCCAAGGCGUAUACGCAAUUCUCGAAUCUGUGCCGGCACAAGCGGAUGCACGCCACCUGUCGGAUGCAGAUCAAGUGCGACAAGUGCAACCAGAGCUUCAGCACGUUGACCUCCCUGACCAAGCACAAAAAGUUCUGUGAUUCAACGGGUCCGGGUCCGUAUCGAAACCAGCACGUGAAUCGCCACCAUCAGCACCCGCACCAGCACCCACUUCCGCAUCAGCCCCACCUGGCCGCCACUGCCACAUCCACCUGUCCAGCGCCACCAAGAGAAUCUUCGGAGUCCUCGUCCUCAGCAGCAGCUGCCGCCGUUGCCGCCAUGUCGACGCCACCGAAUCCUUUCCUAAUGUUCCGCACUGCACCGUCUUUCUUUCCCGGAUUUCCGCCUUACGGAUUCUCCCCCUUUCUACCACAAAAUCCGCUGCAUCCUACGAACAUUCCAAUGUUUUUCUCGAAAAAUCCCAUGGAUUUGGGUUGCGGUGGCCCGGAAAUCACCUCACCCGUUUCCGCCUUUGAUCAGAAACUACCAUUUGGCUUUCUGAAGGGUGAGAACUGUGAAUCGCAGGCCUAUGAUAAAGUUACGGAGAAGGAGUUGGCCUUCAAGGCGGACGAAAAACUGAAGAAGGAGCCACUUGUGCAGGCUUUCGAAGGCGAAGAGGACGAGAGCCGGAAUUCCCUGGACAUUAAGGAGAAAUUGGAGGACGCCAGAAACGACUCAAAAUCUGAGGAGCAGGACGAUAUGAAGCAGGAACCCGAAAGGGUUAGCAGUCCCGAUCAACAGCAGGCCGAGGAUGAUAGGAAAUCCAUUGACAUCAUGAGCACACCACCACCCGCAGACACUCCCUCUGGAGUAGAUGGACCGUUGGACCUUUCCAUCUGCCGCAAACGCUCGCCUGGAUCAUUCUUUAACGCACCGGCAGAGGAAAACCUUAUGCUCCAUAGGUUCAUGCCCAGGUUACACGAAUUUGAAGCAGAAAGGGGGCCGCCGCUGAAAAUGCGCAAAUCACACAGCUCGGCGGAGUCGUCCACCUCGCAGAAGUCCCACAAGGGCAGCAGUCCCACACCCACGCCCACCGCCUCGCCCGGACUCACCCCUUCGCCGUCGCCACCCACAAGUGCGGGCGGCGAGCUGAGCAGCACGUCCGAGGGCGGAGCGGUACCGACGAUAGCGGCAGCAGCGUUCGCAGCGGACCACAGCGCUCUGGCCUCUGGGCCAACGCUUCCGCAGACUCAUCCCACCUUUCAUCCGCUGUUGCUGGAGGAGAUCUACCGCUCGGGGUUUCCUUUUUUAUGCCAACCGGGCGGACGGCGCGGCAUUGAGGCGCUGCUGGCGGGAGCCGCCGCAGCUGCCCCAAAGCGGCCGCUUCCGCCCGUGAAGUUCUCAACGGGCAGUGUGGUGGGACUCAAGACGAAGGAUCGCUACAGCUGCAAGUUCUGCGGCAAGGUGUUCCCCAGAUCGGCCAAUCUGACGAGGCAUUUGAGGACGCACACGGGCGAGCAGCCGUAUCCCUGCAAGUACUGCGAUCGGGCAUUCAGUAUAUCCUCGAACCUGCAGCGCCAUGUGAGGAACAUCCACAACAAGGAGCGUCCUUUUCGCUGCGAGCUCUGCGAUAGAUCCUUUGGCCAGCAGACGAAUCUCGAUCGGCACGUGAAGAAGCACGAGUCGGAGGGCAACAAUUUCCGGGAUUCGCCCAGUUCCAGUGGCAUUGCCGAAAGGGAGGAGUACUUCGAUGACAUAAGGAAGUUCAUGAAUCGGGUCUACACGCCCAACAGUCUGGUCGGCAAUGAGGGCGAUACCGAGGAGUAUGCCAAUAGCGACGAUCAGUCUGUGACUCUGGAAAAGGACAGCGGCAACUUCAACAACAACAGCAGCAACAUCAGCAACAACAACAGCAGCGGCGGCAACAACAACAACAACGCCAAGGCCAUUACAAUAAGCUCUUAGGAAUCGUAAGAGAUUAGAGAGCUUGCUUUCCUCGUUGUUAAAUGAUAAACUUACUUUAACUCUUACUUAAGCGUGCCUCCGAGAGGGAAAUCUAUCUUUAAGUAGUUACCAUUUCGACGCAACUUGUACUAAACGAAACUCUAAACAUUAGCUAUGCAAUCAAUGGAAAAAGACGGUGAAGCAUCAAACAUUAACCUAAAAUACAAACCAAUAAAUACAACUUAAAGGCAAAAA
Drosophila sechellia is the source of this 3806-nucleotide messenger RNA. It is a transcript of the gene ham, whose product is annotated as hamlet. The coding region runs from base 258 to 3572 and encodes 1104 amino acids. The record is from RefSeq and is a predicted model, not a curated record. Gene Ontology annotation, cellular component: nucleus. Gene Ontology annotation, biological process: regulation of gene expression. The transcript is spliced from 8 exons. Lineage: Eukaryota; Metazoa; Arthropoda; Insecta; Diptera; Drosophilidae.